AUGAACAAGUCGAUGAACCGUGUCGUUCGCUUCGUUCAAAACACGGCGAUGGUUCUGCGACGUUCGCCUCCGAGUUUCGACGACAUGACCGGUCACGGACACGGAGGUCGGUCAGCAUCACUGGGUUCGUCGAUUUCAGCAUCGGCAGCCAUGGCUGCGACCUUUAACAAAAGCUGGAUCCACCCGCCGGACGCACUUAUGUACGGCCGAGUGGAAUACACGGUGAAGUUCUUGGGAGAGGUAGCGGUUGGCCAGUCGAAGGGUACGGACGUUAUCAAGGAGGCGAUCCAGAAGCUUCAGUUCAAUCUGCAGCUGCGGCGGGCCCAGGGAUACAAGCUUCCAAAGGUGGAGUUGCACAUCAGCGUCGAACACGUGAACAUCGUCGACUACCGCAGUAAACAGCUGUUGUUCCAGUACCCCCUGCAUCGAAUCUCGUUCUGUGCCGAUGACAAGCAUGACAAGCGUGUAUUCGCAUUUAUCGCCAAACGUAGUGCUGACUCGACCGAGCACAAUUGUUUCGUGUUCCUCUGUGACAAAUUAGCUGAGGACAUCACGCUGACGGUCGGUGAGGCGUUCGACCUCGCUUACCGCCGUUUCGUCGAGAGCAACGGCAAAGAGUUGGAAUUACGCAAGCAGUUGAUCUUACUGCGCAAGCGCAUCAACGAGCUGGAGAUCGAAAAUUCGACCCUUAAGGAGCACGUUCGUUGGACUCAUUCCUUCCUGAAGCACUCCCUAAGACAUACGUGGGAAAGCUUCGACGACUUCGUAAAAAAUACUCCUGUAUCGCCUUCGAUUCCCAAUAGUCCCAUCCCUCCUACCCCCAUUAGAUUUGCUAACGAUUCAGCGACGAGAGGCAAGUCGACUGAGCCGGCAGGUUCGACGAAGGAGGAGAGCGGCAGUGGCGACGAACCUGGCAUUACGGUCAACGGGGCUACAUACUGGCACGGCAGUGACCUGUACGACCCGUACUUCAACCCAAGGGAAGGAGAACGGUCGCCAGAAUUCGACAAGCAGAUCAAAUCUAUCGAGAGGCAUCUGACGGAUCUCAGGGAUGGUUUUAAGCAUGGCUUGGCGUUCGCCAACGACGACUUCCAUAUCGACGUCAAAGAUAUCGACGCCGCCGACAGUUCAUCCCUACAGAACCUGUCCACGGCUAACAAGACGUCAAGCGGAUAA
Molecule: messenger RNA, 1176 nt
Organism: Soboliphyme baturini
Lineage: Eukaryota; Metazoa; Nematoda; Enoplea; Dioctophymatida; Soboliphymatidae
Source: the annotation of a GenBank genome assembly